Clunio marinus is the source of this 558-nucleotide messenger RNA. Lineage: Eukaryota; Metazoa; Arthropoda; Insecta; Diptera; Chironomidae. The record is from the annotation of a GenBank genome assembly.
AUGACAUUGAGAAAACCUUUGAUUUCUUCAACAGAAGAGCUUGUUAAAAAGGAUUUUCUGUUUUACAUGUACCCAACGGCACAUAAUGUAUUAGAACUUGACAUCCUUAAAGGACGCACAAAAACCACUGAUCCAAAUGGUAUAAGAGAUUUGUAUAAUGAAUCAACAGAUCCUAGUUUCAAGGGAGCUUUAUUGUCUUCUGAAGCUCAUUUAGCUUUUAGAAAUAUUGAAGCUUCACCGAGAAAAUAUUUUUACAGCACAAAAGAUCCAAUUAUGACACAAAAUAUCGCAAUUUAUAUGCACAAGGAAUCAUGUUUCUCGGAUCAAAUAAAUCUGAUACUGAAAGGCAUAAUUAAUGGCGGAUUCUUCAACAAAUGGGUGAAGCAAUAUACAGACACGGAUGCUUUGAAGCAUAAAGCUACUAAUGGACAUCGUCCGAUUAAUUUUGAUCAAUUGUCAGGGGCUUUUGAAAUCCUUGGCUUUUUAAUGUUUAUAAGCUUAGCUGUUUUCCUGAUUGAAGUUAUUCUCAAAAAAAUCAAAGCACAAAAGAAUAAGUGA